ACGCCAAGAAAUGUCAAGUUUUUUAUGAGGCGCUGGGUGUUUAGUUUUAUCUUGUUUUAAAAGUCGAGUUUAAGACACAAUAAGUAUGGCUGCAGCAACACAGCAAAGACAGCAUUGUGGAGAAGUUUUUAUAACGAAUAACUACCUCAUGAUGGUGGAGUGCAAGUUUUGUUGUCAGCAAUACACCGCUUAUGACAAGUUCCUGAACCAUAUCUUCGAUCAACAUUUCGACGAAGUUGAUAAAUUUAAUGAAACCCAAGAUGAAUUGACGGAAUAUGACGACGAAAAUAUACUAAACUCAUUGGAUACAGGUGAAGAUGACAUACAACAGAAAUGUAUUAACUUGUUGGCAGAAUCUAAAGAGGCCCUUACAACAAAUGAGGUAAGCGAAAGAGGACAUUCUUCUGAAGUUAACCAGUUCGGAGAUACUGACGAAUUCGAAGGUGCCUAUGUGUCAACAGAAAUAACUUUGUGCCCAUCUAAAAUAAAAAGCCGAAAGGAAACUACUCAGACUAAACGAAAUACAAAGCCUGUGCAAAACUCUGAUGCGGACCCGACUAGCUCCAAAUAUCGACCAGUUUUUAUUAAAUCUCGCACGUUUCGGGAGGGAGAAGAUAGAAAAUUUAAAUGCAGGAUAUGUGGCCACACAUUUGCUCAAAUUACAAUUUUGAGAAAGCAUGAAAAAAGACAUUCGACAAGCAAACCUUUUCCUUGCACCAAAUGCAAU
This is a messenger RNA of Rhagoletis pomonella (apple maggot), 727 nucleotides long. RefSeq names its product zinc finger protein 502-like. NCBI's taxonomy places the organism in Eukaryota, Metazoa, Arthropoda, Insecta, Diptera, Tephritidae. The record is from RefSeq and is a predicted model, not a curated record. The transcript has 2 exons. The annotation marks the transcript as partial.